This is a messenger RNA of Pogona vitticeps (central bearded dragon), 1799 nucleotides long. Its product is annotated as pulmonary surfactant-associated protein D. Gene Ontology annotation, biological process: ossification. The record is from RefSeq and is a predicted model, not a curated record. NCBI's taxonomy places the organism in Eukaryota, Metazoa, Chordata, Lepidosauria, Squamata, Agamidae. Gene Ontology annotation, cellular component: multivesicular body. Gene Ontology annotation, molecular function: growth factor activity.
UGAUUGAUUUCUGAGGGGAUGUGUGUGAAACUACAUUGUAAGGCUGUGAUCCCAACCAUACUCACAAAGGAACAAGGCCCAUUAAACUCAGUAGGAGUUUCAUCCAAGUAAACAAACAUAGGAUGGAACUAUGAAGUGCUCAGCUCUGCUAGAAUUCAAAACUGAAAACAACUUUUACAAAUGUACACACUGAACCUUCUGUUGAACUUUCCCAAAAUCUUCCAUCAAAUCCAGAACAUGUACAGCCAAACUGCACAUUAUACUAGAACAUCACAAUAUCAUUGGUGACUUGCUCUAUGCAGUAGGAAAUGCUGCAUAUCAAUCCUCUGUGAGUUUCUACUCAAUCCAAAAAGUACAGAGAAACUUUGUUUCUACAAAGAGUUAAUAAUAGGUGAUGAACUGUUUGCUUUCACUAGGAAAUGAAAAGGUUGAUUGCUCUUUGCUUAUAUUUUCCCACUACUGGACAAUAGUUUCUUUGUGUUUUGAACACACAUUGUUAUUUUAUCAACUGCGAACAAGGCAGGAACCCGGACACCAAAACCUCGUUGGGCAACCUUACUGGAAAGCAACAGAUUUGCUAAUAGGAAGAUAGCUUCAUGAUCAUGACCCACAAUAUUUCUUGUUAAAGUCAGUAAAUAACUAUAAAAUCCUGUCACAUAAUCCAGUCUAUAUAUGGAGACCUGAAUGAUUUUUUAAAAAACGACUUAUGUGAAACAGUGGAAACCACGAAGCAAUUGAACAGACAUUUGGACAUUUGGGAAGAAUCUUAACAGAUUCAAACAAUGCUCAUACUUCUAGUACUUUCACCAUUGUUCCUGGGUGUAUCUAUGCAGAGAACCACCACUCUGGCUACAAGACGUGUCCUACGAGGAUGGUUUCCAAAUGCGUGUACCCUAGUUAUAUGUGCACCUCCUGAGACAGAAGAAAGAGAUCAAGGAUUACCAGCAGUUCAAGAACUACAGGGAGUGAAGGAGGACAUUAAUAAUUCAGAGUUUGAACGUCUUGAAACACAAAUAAGGGACUUACAAACACAGUUGGACAAUUUAAAAGCUUCCGUCAUCAAAACUCAACAAGUUCUCCUUACCCCUCAUGGUGUGAUUGUGGGGAAAAAGAUAUUCAAAACAGAUGGCACCAGGGGUGACUACGAUGCUGGACGUGCCAGCUGCUCGCACAUGGGCAGCACGCUUGCUGUGCCAAGGGAUGCUGCCGAGAACAGUGCCAUCCAACAAAUAGUGACAUGGCAUAAUGCAAAAGCUCUUCUUGGAAUCACCGACAUGGCAGAAGAAGACAAGUUUGUGGAUCUGAAUGGCAGCGUCAUAGAGUACUCAAACUGGGCGCAAGGAGAACCAAAUAGUAAAGGCAAUGAAGACUGUGUAGAAAUGCAUCCAGAUGGCAAAUGGCAUGACAGAGAUUGCGCACUUGAUUGGUUAAUCAUUUGUGAAUUCUAAACUCUUGUUUCAUUUCUGCAAAAACAGGCAGUGCACAGGGGGAAAGUACAGUUUAUUCUAAUCAUAUCAAAUUUCAUUUUGAACAUGGAGUCAAUCAAAUGAUUGUAAACAUGUUGGUUUCCCAUAUCUCACUCUAUAUAACAAAUUCUCUGUGCAUGUAGAAGUGUGAAAUGCUCAGCUAUAAACUAAUUGCUUUCUCAAUAGAAUAUGUCACUUUUACUUUGAUAUUUUUAUAUAAAUCUAAUGAACAGUUAUGACUUUUAGUGCAUUUCUCUGAAAGAGCAGCAGCAGCAGCAGCAGCAGCAGCAGCAGCAGCAGCAGCAGCAGUAGUAGUAGUAGUAGUAGUAGUAG